Bolinopsis microptera is the source of this 1661-nucleotide messenger RNA. Its product is annotated as MORN repeat-containing protein 1-like. Gene Ontology annotation, cellular component: nucleus; cytosol; motile cilium. The transcript has 12 exons. Lineage: Eukaryota; Metazoa; Ctenophora; Tentaculata; Lobata; Bolinopsidae. Gene Ontology annotation, biological process: axoneme assembly; spermatid development. The coding region runs from base 1 to 1515 and encodes 504 amino acids. The record is from RefSeq and is a predicted model, not a curated record.
AUGGCAAAGACGAGUCUAAGAAAAGCACAAGCGGAUAGACCAGGACACUAUGUCGGAGAAACUCUAAAUCAAGUUCGGCAUGGCCAAGGAAAAUAUGUAUUCAACAACACUUUCUUUGCCUAUGAGGGGGACUGGCUGGAAGGAGUGAAACAUGGAAAAGGCAAGCUGUCAAUGAGGGAUGGGGGAUAUUAUCAAGGAGACUUUGUAAAUGGAGAGAUAACGGGAAAAGGAGAGCGCUUGUGGUCAAAUGGGAAUGUUUACGUAGGAGAGUUUGAGAAUGGUGAACUGAACGGUAGUGGGCAGAUGAAGUACGCAGAUAGUAGGCGGUAUACCGGCCAGUGGUGUGACAACAAGUACGAGGGUAAGGGGACACUGCACAGCGGAGAGGGCGACAUUUAUACUGGACACUUUCAUCUUCACAAGCGACAUGGUGACGGCGAGCAGGUGUGGUCAGAUGGAAGGCGAUAUGAGGGCGGCUGGGUGGCCAGUAAACCACAUGGCCACGGUACGAUGAAGUACGCUGACGGUAGUGAGUAUGAAGGGCAGUAUUACCAUGGUCAGAGACAGGGGCAGGGAACUUACACUCAUAUUUCUGGAAUAUCAUACAGUGGUCUGUGGAUACAAAACGAAAUUCCUCCAGAAGAGUUCGCUUCUGGAAUGGCUUUUGUCGGUUCGACAGAAAUCGAAAUAUCUCAAGGCGAAUCCUUUUCCAUAGAAUUGGCAGUGUUGCAUCCUAGCGGAAACGUAAUGGAGGGAGACACCGGAAGAAUGUUGGAAGCUCAAGUCGGACUUCUUUCCGUCCCGAAAGGUGACAAGAGCUGUAAGAUUAAGAAUGAGGAUAUAGGUGGUACCACAUUUAAAACACCCUUUGGGGAAGUGAAAGAGACGAAUAUUGCUGAGGUCACCAGAAAUCCUCGGUUAGGAGAGUAUGAGGAAAUGUCAGAAAAGAAUGAAUCGCCUGAAACUGUGUCGGAUGAAAAGGACAGAGGGGCCAGCAGAGCCGGAUACGAUUACAUCACACUUCCAACUCCAGCACCGACCUCGCCGAUACAUCGCACACAUUGUGGGCAUGCUUCCUGGGUCAAUGUCUGUAUUCCAGCUAAUAGGCCUGAUGAUCCUCAAAAGGCUUUUCCAGGACACGAUAUGAUAGAACAGACAUUGGAGUCAGAGGAUGACGAGAGUGAUUUAGUGGAGGAAGCUAAACCGAAAGCGAAGAAAAAGGGGAAGAACAGUCCUGCGACCACCAGAAAAGAGCGUUCUGCUACUCCAGACUCUUCAUUCCAGGAUAGGGAGAAGUGGAAGAAAGAAGGACCCAGAGCAGAGAGGGACAAAGAUCUACUUAAAUAUGCAGCCCCUGGAACUUAUGUAAUAAAGAUCAGCGACGUUACAGACCCGAAAUUCUUUGAUAGCAAUCUCGAGCCUAUCUACAUGAAGUUGAAUAUUCUGAAGAUCAAGAAGUCGUCUAACAAGUACCUGCUCCCAAAGUCACCUGUUUCAAGCCGAAAAGCUGGAUAGAAACGGGAAGCUCAGAAUCUAAUAAACUGUUUGAAAAUUGAGUGUAUCAUUAUUUGAGCGAACAGUGAUAUUUAAGCGAACAGUGAAGAUGUCACAGUGAGAACUGAAACGAAUAUGUUGAAUUGUUUUUGUACAAAUAGCAAUGG